GACUUUUAAUCUCAGUGCUGCUUUUAGAGUACAUUUCUCGGGUUGAGAGCAGGAACUGCAUCUGUACAGUUUCCAGCAAGCGAGAUGGAGGUGGACGAGCUGGUGUGUUUGCCAAGGUUGCCCCGGGUCGCUGUGUGCGGCGGUACCCAUGGCAACGAGCUGUCCGGGGUGUACUUAGUGAGAGAGCUGCUGAAGAUGGAGAAGAAAGUGACGAAGGAGGAAGAGGAGGAGGAGGAGGAGGAGGAGGAGGAUGAGCGUGUGUCGGUGCUGAUGGUGCUGUCCAACCCGAGGGCCAUGUUGCAGUGCCGCAGAUACGUCGACACCGACCUCAACCGCUGCUUCACCCGCGCCACCCUCAACGGUCCAGUGUCAGACGUUGCACCCUACGAGAUUACCAGAGCCCUAGAACUGAACCGCAUGCUGGGUCCCAAAGGGAGUCCUGCGGCGGUGGAUCUUGUUUGCGACCUCCACAACACCACCGCCAACAUGGGCCUGUGCCUCAUCGCAUACUCCGACUGCGACUGGAUCUGCCUGCACAUAUUCAAACACCUGCAGAGGGAGAUGCCAGAUGUACCAAUAAGAUUCAUCCAUUUCGAUGUCUCCAGUAAAGAGUCAUAUUCCCUCGAUUCAGUGGGAAAACAUGGCUUUGCCAUGGAGAUCGGCCCCCAGCCCCACGGGGUUGUGAGGUCAAACGUUUAUACGGCGAUGAGAGUUGGCGUACAGAACAUGCUAGAUUGGGUCCGCUUCUUCAACUCAGGUACUAUAUUUGAAGGAGGAUUUGUGGAGGUGUUUUCCAUGGUUAAACACAUCGACUACCCAAGAGACAGGGAAACGCGCACCAUCACAGCAGCCAUUCAUCCUCAACUCCAGGACCGAGACUUCUGCCUGCUCCACCCUGGAGACCCACUGUUCCAGACUUUCUCAGGAGAAACUCUGCCGUAUAAAGGCAAAGAACCUCUUUACCCUUUCUUUAUCAAUGAAUGUGCUUAUUACGAGAAGGGCAUCGCUCUCUCCCUGGCGAGAAAAAGGCGCGUGAUGAUUCCCUCUAUCCGGGUGCAGACAGAGCAUGAGCAGGAAUCGUACGUACAGGAAUUCACUUCAGAGGAAGAGGAAUGAGGAUGGACUUUUUAAAUCAAGCGC
Molecule: messenger RNA, 1140 nt
Organism: Trematomus bernacchii (emerald rockcod)
Lineage: Eukaryota; Metazoa; Chordata; Actinopteri; Perciformes; Nototheniidae
Product: N-acyl-aromatic-L-amino acid amidohydrolase (carboxylate-forming) B-like
Exons: 7
Coding region: 85-1116 (343 amino acids)
Molecular function (GO): hydrolase activity, acting on ester bonds; aminoacylase activity
Source: RefSeq, a predicted model, not a curated record